GCCGAGCGGGGCUGAGCGGGGCUGAGCGCGCCGCCCGCCCGCAGCCCCCGCCGCCCGCGGCCCCAGCCAUGGCGAAGCAGUACGACGUGCUGUUCCGGCUGCUGCUGAUCGGGGACUCCGGGGUGGGCAAGACCUGCCUGCUGUGCCGCUUCACCGACAACGAGUUCCACUCCUCGCACAUCUCCACCAUCGGUGUUGACUUCAAGAUGAAGACCAUAGAGGUGGACGGCAUCAAAGUGCGGAUACAGAUUUGGGACACAGCGGGGCAAGAGAGAUAUCAGACCAUCACAAAGCAGUACUACCGACGGGCCCAGGGAAUAUUUUUAGUCUACGACAUUAGCAGCGAACGCUCUUACCAGCACAUCAUGAAGUGGGUCAGUGAUGUGGAUGAGUACGCACCAGAAGGUGUCCAGAAGAUCCUAAUAGGAAAUAAGGCUGAUGAAGAGCAGAAACGGCAGGUGGGAAGAGAACAGGGGCAGCAGCUGGCUAAGGAGUAUGGCAUGGACUUCUAUGAAACAAGUGCCUGCACCAACCUCAACAUUAAAGAGUCUUUCACACGAUUGACGGAGCUGGUACUACAGGCCCACAGGAAGGAGCUGGAUGGCAUCCGGACACGUGCCAGCCAUGAGCUGGCCUUGGCAGAGCUGGCGGAGGAGGAGGCCAAACCUGAGGGCACAGCUAACUCUUCAAAAACCUGCUGGUGCUGAGGGUCCUGCGAGGAGCACCCGCCCCACACAAGCCCCCCUCCUGGCAGGAGGCCUGUGGGCAGACAGGAGUCUGGGCUCUGCCCUGCUUCUCCUCACAUUUGGGCGACCCUGUGGAAUAUCAGCAGCUGCUCCCCCCGCCCGGCCCUGAGCGCAGCUGCGCCGUCAUCUCUGAGCAGCCUCUGCCCCAAGCCCCUCCGCCCGGGGCGGCCUCCUGUAGCUGCCGCCCCAGCGCAGGCCUGCUCUGCCCCCACACGUGCUGCGGGCACUGUCUCACCGCCUGAGCUCUCCAGACAAUGGCUGAGUCUGGAGUCAAGGCCACUUUAAGCCUCCUUUCUCAGUGCAUCUUGUCCCUUCUCCACUUUUUCUCUCUCCUUGCACUUCCCUUUCUCUGUGCCCUUCCCCACCGCUGUGUUUUGUAUCAAAGCCCCUCACAGCCAUUUCCCUCUGUGUGUCCUGCUGUGUGGCUGCUGGUGCAGCUUCUUCCUUUCCUCCUUCCUAAUGCUGUCUAAGGGAAUGGGCUCAGGCUUGUGGGGAUGUUCUAGAUUCUGCUCCUGGGAGACCGCCCCCCCCUGCUUUGUAGGGGCCAGGGGGCUGACUAAGGCUACGGGGUGCUUCUUUUUAUUCUGUCCUCCCCUGUGACACCAAUGAUCUGGGAAAAUGGAACAUCAAGGAAGGAGGAAACACCAACUGGUGGAUCUCAGUCUAGGGCUGUCCUACCUCUCCUAGCCCUGCCCUCAGCUCUAGCCUUGCUUGGCUACCUGCUCGCCUGCUUCUUGGGGGAACCGAGCUCAGAGGCAGGUGCUUUCGAGAAGAAAACUAAAUGAUGAGGGGUGGCAGGAAUAAAAAGUCACCUCCAUUCUCUACCUCCCAUGCAGCGUGUGCACAAUUUCUCCCCUUCUGGGCUCCUGAACUUAAAGACACAGACCAAGGCCUGAGGGCACUGCAGGAGCAGGGAAAGCCCCAGGCCAGUGAUCCUGACAAGCCUGCCACACACUGCAGAAAGGGGAGCCUUUGGAAAUAAAGGACUAUCUCCUAUAUAUCAGGUUCAAGAUCAAGAGACAGUGGGCGGGGACAGCAGUUUGCAAACCAGAGGGGAGUAAGGCAGCAGCAGGACUUCCUGGCCCCGUCUUCUGUUGCUGUAUAAAAGAGGGCAUUUUCCCACAACUCCCUGCCCGGUGAGAGGGGAUAUAACCACGCCAGUGGCCCUUCACUCAGCCUUUGGCUCUCAAGGUUUUCCCAAGACCCAAGGUUUGUGGGAGAAAGGCAGAAUUUUGUGGGAAGAAAGAAAGGAGGCCGAGACGGAACUGAUCAGUGCUGUUCUCUUCAGCCUUCAGGACAAUGAGCUCCUCUGGCCUCCAAAGAGGAGGCUUGAGGGUUUGCCAGCUGCACUGUGGCUGUAGAUGGAGGGAAGCCAACUCCCUCCUCCUGAGCUCUUUGUUCAGGUAAGAAGUGUCUUUUACCCCAUAUGGCCUAAGAGUAGCUUCAAGGAGGACCUCUAAGGAAGGAAUGAGUCAGUUGCUAGCUCUAGUCAAAUUCCUCCCCCCCUUGCUAAGGUGGGCGAGGCGGAGCUGGGUAGGAAGGUCACUCUUCAGCUACAUAUUAGCUGCACUGCAUGGCUGGGGCUGAAGCUGAAACAGACCCACCCAUUGAAUACUCACCAACUAAGGACCAAAGCUCACACAUGAAAAGGCUUAAGAGCCCUACUUCCCUACUCCAAAAAAGGGGUGAGGGAUGAAACCGCCAAACCUUUCCUCCUGACUCUUAUCAAAGUAGGAAACAGCAGGAGAGGAUUUAGAACAGCUCAGGAUUCAGGAAUGGGAGCUCCUUUAGCCUUGUGAAAGGAAAAGGAGCGCAGGGAUAGUUUUAAUCAUUAGCUAAGAAGACUUUUUAGAGAGCUGACUUCCGGAUGAAGUCAUGACAAUAACUGGAGAUGCUUCCUUGAGGACUGACUCCUUGGGGGUCUGGACACAGGCAGCAUCACACUAGGGGUGGGUGGGGAGGUUGGUGGAGCCAGCCCUCGGUCUGUCCUCAGCCAGGGGCUGCAGAAAGGAGGAGCCAUAAUGGGCACUGGCUCCAGCCUGUGGGUCAGUGCUGCAGCUUUCCCUGUGGGUCAGGUGGAGUGCAUUGCCUGUCUCUCCUAGCCCCUCAGGUCAGGGGAGAUAUUCUUACUGUACCCUAGUGGUUCUGGAAGGGAAAACAUGGGGUUGGAAUUCUAUGGCCUAAUUAGCCCCAUCCACAAGGGCCACCGCUGGGAAAGGUAUGGGAGCAAGAGGAGGGUUGGGGUUUUAGGGCGCAGCUAUGCUUACCAGGUACCAGAGUCAGCCUCUCACUCCCAAACUUCUCUGGUCUGGGAGGUGGCCUGGGAUGUGGCAUUAGGCCCAGACUGUUGAGCAGGCACUCCUGCCUGUUGCCUCUGCACCACCUCUGCACCUGCUGUCUUGAGACUCAGCCCAGCCCCAGGCCUUCCACCUGCUCCUGAGCCCCCACCAUCUCCCUGUGAUGGGUGAACUCUGUACUGUGUUUCGGGUCCAGUAUAUGAAUUGUGAACAGGGUUCAUCUAUUUUAAACACCAAUGUUUACAAAAUAAAAAAUAUUUCAAACCACAGGUGUGGCUGAUGGAUGAAUCUGUGGG
Molecule: messenger RNA, 3339 nt
Organism: Talpa occidentalis (Iberian mole)
Lineage: Eukaryota; Metazoa; Chordata; Mammalia; Eulipotyphla; Talpidae
Gene: RAB15
Product: RAB15, member RAS oncogene family
Exons: 7
Coding region: 69-707 (212 amino acids)
Biological process (GO): Rab protein signal transduction
Molecular function (GO): GTPase activity; GTP binding
Source: RefSeq, a predicted model, not a curated record